CCGAGAAACAUAUUCCUUUUUACAUUUUUUGACGAUGAGAAAACGGUCGGCUUUCUUGACGUGUUUAUACUUGCCGUUGUGGCUUCUCAUCCCCCCGCUGUUCUUGGCCUGGCUGCCGUUCCAUUUGUAUCGCUGUUUUGUCAGAAUUGUGGCGUGGCUGUUCCGACGAGAUCUGACCACAAUCUUGACCCCGAGUGAUGCCAGGUUUUCGUACGAUCGUAUCUACACAUCUCCCAUAACCUCGAUGGUUUCAACACUAGAAGUUGAGGGGGAGGUGGAUCCGAACCACAUCCGGGAGACUUGGAGGAAGCAAGUGCUCGAGGCAAAGGUGGGGAAUCGCUUGCUCUAUCCGGAACUAGGGUGGACAAUCAAAACGUUUAUGGGACACCCAUUUUGGGCCAAAUCGAGAAUUGUUGAGGAUCGAGUUCGAUUCAUUCCUGAAGAUGUGACUCCAGAACAACUGCUCGAACUGCAGAUAAGCCUGACCUUCCAACCUUUCAAAGAAGGGGAGCCCUUAUGGGAAAUUGUCAUCGUUCGGAGGAAAUACGACCCCACAGUGGCGCCCUCUUCGCUCGUCAUAUUUCGCUUCCAUCACACCAUGACCGAUGGGAACGGGGUGUUUCACAUGUUUAGAAAGAUGGCGCUCCCGCAAAGUAAGGGGAAAUUGGGAAAGAAAGAAACUUGCACCAUCCCGCCAGCGAUGAACAGAUCGCCCGUGCGAUAUUUAGGGAUGCCGUACGACUUUGUGGCCACGUGUCGGGAAGGAUCCCGAAGUGGGUGUUUGGUCCCAGAUACGAAGUCUUGGACUUCCCUUGGCGACAACUUUACUCCGUCGGAAGCAGCCUCACAUCUCCGUUUUCACAUCUGUGAGCCCAUCCCGUUCAGCCGGAUUCGUCAGGUGGGGGCGCAGCAUGGCGUGACUGGGACGGCGGUCAUGCACUCAGCAAUUUUGGGGGCGAUGAGGAGCUCAUUUUUUCCGGAAGGGACCCCACAUUCCGCGACUGUUAUGGUGGAGACGAAUCUGCAUCCGCCAUGGAGGAAGGAGAGACCCUUGGGGAAUAAUAUAACGAAGGGUAAUUACACGGCCCCGAUUGGAGAGCUGGAUCCUCUCAAACGACUAAUUCGCACCCAGGAAGCGCUAAAAGAGAUGAAAAAAUCAACUUUCCCGCUCACUCGGGCCAUACUUUUUUACACCCUGGCCUCCGUCCCGCGCCGCGUUUUGCAGGAAAUAAACAAAAGGCAAUUCGGAUAUCAGCGGAUUUUCAUUGGAAAUCUAGCGGGUCCAUUGGAUAAACCGAAUUUUUGUGGCUACUUGGCCAAAGACGUGUUCAACAUGACGGGAUUUUAUGUCGGAUAUGCGGGACUUGGCGUUGUGCUUAUUACGCUUGGAGACUCUUUGAGAUUGGGGGUUUUUGCGAGUCGAAAUCUUCUCCCGCGUGCUGGUCAAGCGGAAGAAAUUGCACGAGCGUUUGUCCGGGAGUUGGACGAUUUGCAAUUUGCUAAUCAGUUGCAGCAAUGCAUAGAAAUGUAAUAAAUUUCUAGGUUGAAUUUGUAAAUAAAUACGUAAUUUUAUGAUUACUUAAUAUAA
Molecule: messenger RNA, 1588 nt
Organism: Folsomia candida
Lineage: Eukaryota; Metazoa; Arthropoda; Collembola; Entomobryomorpha; Isotomidae
Exons: 6
Coding region: 35-1531 (498 amino acids)
Biological process (GO): triglyceride biosynthetic process
Cellular component (GO): plasma membrane
Molecular function (GO): diacylglycerol O-acyltransferase activity; long-chain-alcohol O-fatty-acyltransferase activity
Source: RefSeq, a predicted model, not a curated record